UUUCAUUCUCUCAAUAUUGCUUGACGUGUCUGGGUAGUAUUUCUUUAGCGCAUCUCUAGUCGCCAGCCAUGAAUGUCUCUCCCCUCAUCAGCCCUCCAGCGGGCGGAACGCACAACACGCUUGGAAAUGGACACCUCAAUCGAAGUCUACCCCACUCGCCAACAAAUAUCGAGCCCCUUUCAGCUUCUGAAGAAGGGCCAGGAGGAACGGCGUUGGGAAAGCACCCGAGUAUACCAAUAUGGCCAGGCGGGCCUCAGCCUCUCCAUCGUGGAAGUUGGCUUGCCGUGUUGAGUUGUAUGGGGGAUGUCAUUGUUAUAAUGACAUCAACAAUGUUCUUGGUACACGGGUCCCUGGUGAUCUAUUUUGAAGGGGUGCCUGUAUCUGAGGUCCCACAUCUCUCCAUCAUGCAGGAUGCAUCUCGUUAUGGCCCUACCGUAUUUCCCAUUCUCUUCGCCGCCAUUGUUGGUCAGGCCAUGCACGCAAUUGCGCACUGGAGGCUCGAGAAUGGAGAGCGCAUGAAGGUGUUGGACCAGCUCUUGGGUAGCACUGGGCUGUUCUCGACGAUCGUUACCCAACUCAAAUUCCGAAACAUGGGCAUCGCUGGUUUGGCACUUAUAUGUCUCUGGGUCCUUUCCCCUAUCGGCGGUCAAGCUUCACUACGUGUGCUCGAUUACGGUACCCGUGUCGAUUCUCGGUGGCGAACUUUGUACGCCAUGGAUUGGAAUUCAACGAUGCAUACGGCAGAUCGAAUUCCUCUCUCAUCGAUCGCAGGCGAUUCCUCAGAAGCGAUAUUCAUAGGCCAAUCGAUCUUCUCAGCCGCAUUAGCGAGUCCAAUAGACGUCAAAAGGUCCACAAUGGAUUUAUGGGGAAAUGUCAAGAUUCCGAUGGUUGAAAAACUUACAAACUCGGUGCUUUAUAGCGAUGGGUGGCGCGAGGUGCCAAGGACCAACGUCACUUACGCUGCAUUGGUCGGUAUACCCCUUUCGAGAGUAUCGUCUGAGACCAACACAACGUUUACCUUGGAAACUUCAUACUGGACGCUGGUCUGUCCAGUCCUGGGGGACUAUAAAUAUGGAGUCCCAGGGCUGGGUAAGAAAGGUGAAAUGCUCCCUGGCUGGGCUGCGUUUCAAACAACUCAGUGGGGACUGUCUACUCUCAAUACCCAGCGACAGGUGAGAGAAUCCGAUUCAAAUCUCACGUCUCGUAUAUUUUAUUACACCAGCGUGGAUCAAUGGAACUCCUCUACGAAUGCGGAAUGUCAUAUGAAUACCACUUAUGUGGAGGUAGAAGUUUCAUGUCAACGCCAGGACUGCUCAGUAACCCGAAUCCGACCCUCUACAAAGCCCCACCCAUCACCGGCCUAUGCUUUAGGAUUAGAUCCUGGGAAUGUCCUCGAUUUUACCCGCAGCCUCUUCAGCUCUGUUGCCGGGAACAUGAAUAGGCCUACAGCCAUCCAGCGCUACUUUCGACACCCGGAUGCCCCUUUCAACAACACUGAAGAGGACCUGGCAUUACGCAAUCUAACGAAGACGGAGUUUGCGACUUCGCUCGUUCAGCUCAUGAACACCUAUUGGUUAGCUGGAUGUGGGCUUGCGCAGGUGGAGGUAGGUGUCCCAACACGCAUUGCACCGGAAUUUCUGCCGCCAAGGAAUGCUUCACUUCUCAGACGAUAUUAUACACCUGUGAAUGCUACUGAGACUCUGGCGACCGAAGUGGUCCGGUGCUCGAAGCCUUGGCUUGCCGCACUGUUCAUCGCCACUGGAGCCAUGUUCCUGGCUGGAGCGUUUGGUCUCGUCCUGGAAUUUACCCGUAAAGCGCCUGACUUCGCACUGAACAUAUCCUCUUUGACCCGUGACAAUCCAUACAUACACCUCCCGCCCGGUGGAAGUACGCUGGACUCGAUCGACCGCAGUCGGCUGCUGCAAAAUCUUCGGAUCCGCCUUGGGGAUAUAAAGCCAGAUGAUCCCGUGGGAUACAUUGCUAUUGCGAGUUGUGAAGGGCAGGGAAAGGUCUUGAGGCUGAAGGGGCUAGAGAGAACAAGGACAUUCUCGUGA
Molecule: messenger RNA, 2054 nt
Organism: Lindgomyces ingoldianus
Lineage: Eukaryota; Fungi; Ascomycota; Dothideomycetes; Pleosporales; Lindgomycetaceae
Exons: 2
Coding region: 69-2054 (661 amino acids)
Source: RefSeq, a predicted model, not a curated record